GCAUGCGAACGCGACGCCCUCUUCGUCCCGUCAUAUCUAAAGUGGAGGUUUUCCGUUCGCCGUAGGUAGAAGAAGAGUGCGUGUUACUGUUAUGUUAUGGAGUAAGCCAACCAAACCUACCAUUGAUGCCUCCCCGACCUUUUUCGAUGCAGCGUUAUGGUCACGUGAAAGGCAAGGGUGUGGAAGGUGCAUCUCUAGCAUUGAGGCUUCAAUUCUGGUAAACCAUGAGAGCUGUUAUACAAAGGGUACAACGUGCUUCUGUUACAGUUGGGGGUGAACUGGUAAGCUCUAUUGGACGUGGAUUGUGUGUCUUGAUUGGUAUUCAUAAAAAUGACACUCCAGCUGACAUGGAAUAUAUAGUUCGAAAAAUAUUAAAUACUCGUUUAUUUGAAGAUGCUAAUGGAAAACGCUGGCAAGUUAGUGUUAAAGAUGCUGGGUUCGAAAUAUUAAGUGUAUCCCAGUUUACUUUAUACUGCGAGUUAAAGGGUAACAAACCUGAUUACCGUCACGCAAUGGGAGGAGAGGCAGCUCAGCAGUUCUAUCAAGAAUUUUUCACUCAGUUACAGAAGCAGUAUAAACCAGAAAUGAUAAAAGAUGGUGUCUUCGGAGCUAUGAUGCAGGUAGACAUACAAAAUGAUGGUCCUGUAACAAUCAACAUUGAUUCACCCAUAAAAAAGAAUGGCAAUAGUACAGAAGAUACAGGAGAAUAAGUAUAUUAAAUAAUUUAUUGGAAAAAAUUGUAUUUUAACCUAUGCAGUGGAAUUCUUAAGUAUAAUUCAACAGGAAUAAAUCAAGUGGCUUUGUCGGCAAUCAUUUUUUUAGCUUGUGUGAAGGCUGCUAAAACUGCUGACAACUGGAUUUUUUCUGAUGCUCCAUCAGCUACUCUAACCUCUAUAUCGGAAAGUUUUUCCAUCAGGUGAAUGCGUACCUCAACUGGGAAAUCAACUGAAAAAUUUAAAAAGAUUAAGGUAAUCAUAAUACAAAUGAAAUUCAAUAUACAAAAGCUUGACAUGUUAACAUACAUAAUGCCAUUCCUUCAAGUAUAAGAAAGAUUAUGCAGGCUUAAGUUCUUGACUCUGUCAACAUUGUUUAAUAAAGACAAACUUAACUACAAAACGUUGAUGUAGCUUUAAUUAAAUAGGGUAGCAUACACAUCUUGCACCAUUGGUAUAAUUUUUCACUUGAAGUGGGCUUUCCAAGUAUCCAUGAGAGGGAAAGGACAUGUGAAUUCAAAGGAAUUUGCUCUUCAUAAGUAUGAUGAAGUACAAACAAAUAAGUUACUUAGGCAACGUUGGUUGAUGCUGUUUAUGAAAUCAGAAAGAAUGGCCUUGGGUAUAGCAAAACGGUGCCAAAGUUAAAGACUACAAGCUCCUCUCCCAAACAACAAUGUUUUAGAGGUACAGAUUGGCAAACUUAAUCUAUCCCUGCUCUCUGCAAGUUUGGUCAUCCAAGCUAGAUAACAGGGGAAGCUCUGAUAAUUGGUGAGAAAAAGAUCCUCAAUACAUCCUAGUUCUUUAAGAGGCCUAGCCCCUAAGUAUGACGAAUAACUGACGCAAAGAUAAGAAGGAAAGGGAGCACCUACUAUUAGAACCAGCAUAUGUGAAAACCCCUUGGGUUAGGAAAAGUAAUAUGAUGGCUAGACAAACAGAAAUUAAAUGCUAAAGGCCUCGGGCUCAUUUCAUAAACUUUGGCAAUUGUUUUAUGAAAGGAAGGAAACUGAUGGUUGAAAGGUGUAACAAGAAAAACCUUGCAGUUACAAUAUGAAACAAUUGUUAGAAGGUGGAAAGUAAGAUAGAAAAGAGAAAUAAACAGAGAUAAGAGUAAAAGGGAUUGCAGCCCUCACCAAUUGGAUAGUAAGACAUUUUAUCAAACAAAAAAAUAAAAAAAUAUUUUUAUUCAAAAUGGAUUUACCUAAAUAUAAAAUUAUUUUAAAUUAGAUAAAAUUACCUACCCAUACGCUUCUUCAUUUACACGUGAAAAAUAAGAAAUAAAAAUUAAAAAAAAAAAAAAAAAAAAUCCCAAAAUAAAGGUCUGGCUGCUGAGCAAAAGUGAAGCAUUUGGUAAUGUUUCAUACAAAAUUUAAAUAUGUGACAGUGGGUUAAUCAGUAAACUAAGUAAGGCAUAGAAAAAACCAUUUCAGAAUGAAUAAAACUAACCUACACCUAAACAUCAAAGCUGUUAAUAGUGGCACCUCAACCUAAAAAGAUUUAAAAUUAUCAAAUUUCAAACCGACUCAUUAUGCUCCUACUCACUUGAACAUUUAACUUGUGCUUACUUUUUUAUAAAGAGAUUACACUUCAUAUAAAAAUGUGAUCUUUCAUGUCUAGCAUUAUUUACUGCAUACCAAGCCAAAUGAGGAGGUGUUUCUCUCCCUCUUGUAAAUUUGUGUAAAUUUGUUUUCAAAAUACUACCAUAUUAAUAAUAACACGUGCGCCUUUA
Macrobrachium nipponense is the source of this 2439-nucleotide messenger RNA. RefSeq names its product D-aminoacyl-tRNA deacylase 1-like (gene Dtd). Gene Ontology annotation, molecular function: D-tyrosyl-tRNA(Tyr) deacylase activity. The transcript is spliced from 6 exons. Gene Ontology annotation, biological process: tRNA metabolic process. Gene Ontology annotation, cellular component: cytoplasm. The record is from RefSeq and is a predicted model, not a curated record. NCBI's taxonomy places the organism in Eukaryota, Metazoa, Arthropoda, Malacostraca, Decapoda, Palaemonidae. Bases 225 to 710 code for a protein of 161 amino acids.